AUGGUUUAUAAGGAGUCCCUGGGUGGCACAAAUGGUUCAGAGCUAGACUACGAGCCGAAAGCAUCUUUUUAUGGUGAAAGCUACGUGGAGUUCAACAUCAUAGAAGUUUCCUCUGAAUUGUCUCUUCAAUUAAAAUUUCAAACCAGUAAACCACAGGGGUUACUUUUUCUCGCAGCUGGGAAAAAUGACUACUGUAUAAUAGAACUCCUAUCAGGAAACUUGCAGGUGAGAGUAAAUUUUGGUGCAGGUGAACAAGUGCUUCUUUUUGAGCAAAGACUUCGUAUGAAUGACUUGACUUGGCAUUCAGUGGAAUUGUACUAUGUUAAGGAUAAGAUCUCUCUGAUUAUUGACAAACAUUAUGAGACAGCUGGCCUAACAGCUAUUGGGGCGCACAAUUUGAACUUUCAACAUGGAAUCUAUGUAGGAGGCCUUGGUGGACUCGAUGUCCCUUACCUAGAUGGAAAGCCCCUCAAUUUCCGAGGAUGUAUGGAGGAUGUGGUAUUUAACCAAAGGGAGAUCCUUAUAUCCCUGAGAUCGUACCCUGGUUUCAAGAAGGUUUAUGAGGUAUCACUAGGAUGCAGUGAUGAAUUUUUUGCUGGACAAGAUGAAGCCAUCAAUUUCUUUAGCUCCAGAUCCUAUGUCACCUUCCCAGAAUGGAGGAUACAUAGAAAAGGGCUGCUGGAAUUUGCUUUGCAGACUGGAUCUCGACAAGCCUUGCUUUUAUUUCAGUCUGGAAGAGAAGGAGAUUUUGUUGCUUUGGAAAUAGAUGAAGGCCUAUUGAAGGCUCAUGUAGGAAGGAGUAAAAGUAAAACUCAACUUUCUUGUUUUAGCUUAGUUAGUGACAAUAAGUGGCACGUUAUUCAACUCAAACUCACUGAAAGGCAUCUGAACUUGAUGGUAGAUGAAGAAGGGGUAAGGACGUUGCUGCCUUUGCAAAACAAGCCAUUUGUGUCUGAAGGCCCCCUCUUUGUGGGAGGUCUUGAUAACCAUGUGUGGGAAGAAGUAAAGAAGUUAGAACUUCCCUCUGUGCCAAGGAAAUCUGCUCAAGGAAUCUCUUUCAAAGGGUGCCUAAGAGGUUUAGAAGCCAACUCAGAAAAGAGAGCAUUAAGGGAUGCCCUCAUUUCCAAAGAUAUUUCAGUUGGGUGCAAAACUAGGAGUACUGAUAACACAAAUCCUCCCAUAACAACGUUGGAAAACCUGCUUCAGUCGGAAGUUACUACUGCCAUCCCUGAGGCCACCGAGCCUUUUCUUCAAGAAGAGAGUAGCUAUUUCUUAGUUUUAAAUGACUUGGAGGUCCAAGAAGGUGGACAUGCCUUAUUGGAACAAAGGCAUAUGAAAGUGAACAUGGAAUUUAAGGAUUUGGGUGUCCAUCAUUCUCAAAUACUAUUUAAAAUAAAGGAAAUGCCUAUUCAUGGGUUCCUUCGAUUAGAUGUUUCACCUGAGCAAGAAAUGGACAAGGCUUUUACUCUGUUAGAUUUGUGGCAAGGAAAAGUUUGGUACGUCCAUGAUGGUUCAGAAGAACCUAGGGAUUUUUUCACAUUUUUGGUCUCUUUCAACAGCAGUAAGGAAAUGCCAUUAUAUCUGCCAGGACAUGUUCCACACGUGUUUAACAUUAUUGUCAUUCCAGUAAAUGAUCCCCCGCACCUUAAACUCCCUGAAGGCAACUUGCUUCUCCUGCUUGAGAACUCUAAGAAACGAUUGACCCCUAAUCUAAUACACGUGUCAGACCCUGACACACAUUCUCUGGGUAUUAGUUUUUCAGCUCUUGGUAACUUCAAUUCAGAUGCUGGGUUUUUAGAAAAUGUCAUUGAUCCUGGGAGAGCCAUUAAUAGUUUUACAUAUGGGGAGUUAAGAAAUGGCAACAUUUUCUAUGUGCACAGGGGUCAUCGGAACUCCCGGAUUGUUCUGAGAGCAAGUGAUGGAGAGCUAGUUAGCAAUACAGUGGUGCUACGGGUCAUGGCUGUUCCUUGGGACUUUGAAGUGGCCAACAGAACUGGUGUGGUUGUACAACAAGGUAGCAUGGUUCUGAUUACACAGAGUAACUUGUCAGUGGAGGUUAAUGGUAAAUGGCAGGAGAUGGAGACCCGCUAUGAUAUCACUCAUCCACCUCUGUUUGGUCAGAUUCAGCGGUGGCAGUCUAGUGGUGAGUGGAAGCAAGUUAGCAGCUUUUCCCAGAGUUCCAUUGAUCGGGGUCGGAUCAGAUACUGUAGUACAUUCAAAGAGUUGCAGAGAGAAAAUGUUACUGAUCACUUUAAAUUUAAAGUCAGCAUAGAAGGAAAAACCAGUGAAGAGCUGACAUUUCCUGUUACUGUACAAUGGCUGAAGUUUACACUUCUGAACAAUGUUCCUCUCAAGAUCAGUAAAAUAAGCAAGCAAGUAUUGAAUUCUGAUCAGUUGCAGGCUGUGACAGAGGGUGUGGAAGUAGCUGAGAGUGAACUACAUUUUAAGUUACUGACCCCACCUAAGAAAGGAAAAUUGCUACUUGGCAAUAAAGUUCUAAAAACAAACUCAAUCUUCAGCCAAAAAGACGUUACAGACUCUGAGAUAAGUUAUGAACCACAGGAGAGGCCGGUAGCAGAUGCCCAGGAUACUUUUAGGUUCUUGAUUGUUGCAAAACACAUAGAAUCCAAGGCUUAUACUUUCAGAAUAAACUUUAAAGCAGAUAAAACACACAUUAUUUUAACUAACAGAGGAUUAUUCGUAAAAGAAGGAGAAGGGACGUUAAUUACAAAAUCAGAAUUAUUUGUUCAAACCUUGGACAAUCAAAUCUUCCAAUAUAAAAUCACCAAGGGGCCUCAACAUGGGAAGCUGAAGCUGAUUAACAUUCCUGAUUCUCUGGGAAGUAAUGACAAUGUCACUGUGUUCACUGAUGAAGACAUCGUGGGUGAGAGGCUGAUGUAUAUUCACGAUGACUCUGAGACCUUGUAUGAUGAAUUCCUUGUUGUGGCCUCCUCCCAAGGACCAGGGCGAGAGGGAGCAGUCAGGGAUCUUGACACAGAGCAUUUGUCUGCAGAAAUCAAAGUCAACAUUUCUGUUGGGUUAAAGAAUGAUGAGAAACCAGUGCGUGUGGUAGAUAAGGUCUUUAGUGUUGUGCGGAAUGGCCAGCGCUUAUUGACUCUGGCAGAUCUCUGCUACCAUGACCCUGAUUUAGAUUUUGAUGAUGGGCAGUUGCUGUACACCCGGCGGGGCAUUCCAAAUGGGGAUUUGGUGCGAGCCAGUGACUCCACUCAGAAACUCUAUCAAUUCAGUCAGGAGGACCUACGGGAGGGGCGCGUGCUCUUCAGGCAUCACGGUGCAGACUCUGCCCGCUUUGUGCUGUUUGUGACAGAUGGCGUCCAUUACACGUCGUCCCUUCUCGAGGUCAGUGCGUCAGACCCUUACAUCCGAAUAGCCAACAACACUGGACUACUUGUACAGAGAGGAAAAGACAGCUGCCUCACAGGAGCUAACCUUAGUGUCACCACAAACCAAGAUGUCAGAACGGACCUCGAGAUCAAAUUCCACAUUGUGCAGCUUCCAAAGCAUGGCAGAGUCCUGGUCGACAAUUCUGUGUCCCCAUCAUUUUCCCAGCAUGACUUGAAGCAAGGACGUGUGAUUUAUAGGCAUGACGGCAGCGACAACUUUGACACGUUCAACCUGAGAGUGACAGUUAAAGAUACGUAUUCAGACAUAGGAGUCUAUGUACAAGUGUACUUGGAAAGCCACCAACAUCCCACCCAACUUUUGCACAGAAGGACCCUUGUAGUGGAAGAAGGAAAACCAGUGAAAUUGUGUAGAGGAAGACUUCAGGCUGUGCAUGAAGAUAAUAUUCCUUCAGAGGCAGUGUUCAUAGUCAGAGUUCCGCCAAUGCAUGGAUACCUCCGAAAUUCUGUACCAGAAGAAGACAGCUUGGGUGCAGAUGAAAAGUCCUCUUUGAGUUUUACACAGCAAGAUAUUGAUGAUGGUAGUAUACACUAUGUGCAGACAGCUCCUGACCAACAGCAGGACCGUUUUUUACUGGAUGUGACUAACGGUUUCCAAGCUGUGAGUGGAGUGGAAAUCUUGGUAGAUAUCGUCCCUAAGCGAAUUCCUCUGGAGAUGGAAAACGAAUUGAUUUACUAUGUUCAUGAUGAUAGCGAGGAGCUUCUUGACAACUUCACCAUCUUUGCAAAUAGCUCAGAGCUUGGAAAACAGAGUUUGCCCCAAACUAUUUUUGUGACUGUUGAAUCAGUAAAUGAUGAGGCUCCAGUGAUAAUAGCCAAUAAAGUCCUCCAGGUGUGGGUGAAUUCUGUUACUGAGAUAACCCGUGGUGACCUCUGUGCAGAAGAUGGGGACUCCUCCCCUCAGGACCUGGCCUAUUGGGUCACUCCACCCAGCAAUGGGCAUUUGGCUCUCAAGUUCUUCCCUGACCGAAGCAUCCAGAACUUCACCCAGGCUCAGAUCAAUGAGGGCCAGCUAAUGUUUGUACACACUGGAGCCAUGUCAGGAGGGUUUAAUUUUCAGGUUACUGAUGGUUUGAACUUUGCACCUCGACAAAUUUUUAGCAUCACAGCUCGUGCUCUGAUCAUUAGCUUAGAAGCAAACACGGGACUAAGCAUCUUUCCAGGUUCCACGAAGCCCAUUUCAUCCUGUGAGCUGAAAGCUGUAACCAAUGAUGUGGACAGCGCAGGAAACAGAACUCUAACUUUUACGAUUGUCAAUGAAAGGCUGAUAUUAUAUCAGCAUACUGACCUUGAGAACACAGGCUGGGCUGCAGAAGACUUUUUCAUGUUCACAACAUCCUCCCUGCCAGCAACUCUAGGCCCUGAGAUGUUUCGUAUUACUGUUUCAUAUGAAAUCAAUGAUCCUCAUCAGCAGAGUCGUCUGCUUGCAAAUACAGGAGCUGCUGUCAAGGAGGGAGACAAAGUUCUGAUUGACCAGUCUAAAUUAGAUGCUUCCAAUCUCUUAUUUAAACUACACAAGUCUCAGCGUUCUUCUUAUGAAAUAUGGUUCCAGGUUACAUCUCUUCCUCACCACGGAACCAUUAUGAUUGGAGAAAGAAAUAUUACCAAAGGAAAACCGAAUUUCUCCCAGUAUAUAAUUAAUAAAUUUGGAAUCACAUACUUUCACGAUGACUCUGAAUCACUGACUGAUAAUUUUACCUUUGCUGUUUGGCCAAACCAAAAGAGCAAGUCCUCCACCAAGCCAGAGGCUGACUUUCUUGAAGAGAUGUUUAAUAUCACCAUCUCUCCCGUGAAUGACCAGGCACCAGAAUUAAAGACAAAAGGACUUCAAUUGAAAGUUUUGCAGGGCAGUAGGGUGGUUGUGGGACCCGAAAACCUGAAAGUGGAAGAUCUAGACAGUCCCCCAGAGGAGAUCAGAUAUGUGAUUAUCCGUAACCCUAGUAAUGGCUUUUUGGCAAUGGAUUACCAUCCAGACACACCUGUUCACCAUUUUACACAAGCUGACAUUGAUAACUCCCAAGUGUGGUUUGUACAGGAUGGAAGCCCAUCCUCUGGAGUGUUUUACUUUAGUGUGACUGAUGGCAAACAUCGCCCACUCUACAAGCUCUUCCACCUGGAUGUCACCCCCAUCUCCAUCACCCUCGUGAACCUCACUGACCUUCAUCUCCCACAAGGCCAGACAACCAUUUCAAUCACCAAUGCUCACCUGUCAGCAGUGACUAAUGGGAGGAGCCCCCAAAUCACUUACAAGGUCACACAGCCCCUCCAGCAUGGGCAUCUGCUGAUUGAAAACCAGGUGGUCACCAGCUUUGAAGAGGAAGAUUUGUAUUCAGGAAGACUCUCUUACAACAUGACAAAUCUCACUGCCUCAGAGGACCAGCUACAGUUCUCACUGUUUACUUCAGAAAGCAACCUGACAGGACAAACACUGAGCAUCAGAGUUCAGCCUUUACUGCAGGUUACGUCAAACCUGAAAAUUGCCAACAGAGUGGCUCACCGGCUGAGGAGAAAGGAUCUGGAUGCUACUGAGCUUGCUAAUAUGACUAACAGUGAUCCCAAAUUUGAAGUGAUAGCACCCCCUGCCCAUGGAAGACUUGUAAGAAGAGCAGGUUGCAACACUUCAGUGGAAGACACUACAUUGUUCACUCAAUGGGACAUUGACCAAGGGCUGUUAAUGCUAGACCCACAUGCUAAUCUAACAGGCACCGAUAUGCUGAAUGAUUCCUUCACUUUCUUGCUCAGGGCAGACCACGUGCAGCCAGCAAUAAGUUAUCUCCCCUUCACCAUUGUGCUACCGGACCCCUUACUUUUGCAAAAUUUUACCUCAGAUGUUCCUUUAUUAGUUACUGCAGAUAACCUUGUAACCUCAGAUCCCUCUCAGGAAAAGUCUGUGGUUUCUUUAGGACUCACAGCACAAACAGAAAUUAUGGGAAAGCUGACCCAGACCAGAUGGCAGGAAACAGAUUCCUGGGGCCGUCAUAGUGCUGAAGAGCCUACUGUGGAUGGGAAGACCUCUUCCAGCAGGGCUGUUUGGCCACCAGCCACCACCAAGGUCAGCCUUGGGACAGCUACCCAACUCAGUGAGAGCAGCUACCCACUGAUGGUCAUCAUACCCUUGGCUGCAGUGGUCUUCCUGCUGAUGGUGAUUGCAGUGGCCUUGUGUGGUUGGCUACUGGGCUGGAAGGUAGAAAAAGCAAAACCUCUUAUCAAGCCCCAGACCAACCCAGAACCCACAGCCCCAAGAACUAGACCAGAAAGGAGUAUAACCGUUCCUACUGUCACAGUGAUGCCACUUAUAAAAAGCUCCAGCAGCCCCCAAGUCAGCCCCCUAAGGGCCCCACAAUGUGAGCAGAUGGCUUCUCUAGUGGCUGAGCCAGUGGAAAAAUGUGCUCCUUGGGAGACAUCGAUGAGCUUAGAUCCCGACAUGGUGAAACUCUGCCGGCAAACCAACCCAGCACUAAAGCACAACCAGUACUGGGUAUAG
Messenger RNA from Trichechus manatus latirostris (Florida manatee), 6906 nucleotides. Its product is annotated as chondroitin sulfate proteoglycan 4-like. The coding region runs from base 1 to 6906 and encodes 2301 amino acids. The record is from RefSeq and is a predicted model, not a curated record. Lineage: Eukaryota; Metazoa; Chordata; Mammalia; Sirenia; Trichechidae. The transcript has 10 exons. Gene Ontology annotation, cellular component: membrane. Gene Ontology annotation, molecular function: calcium ion binding. Gene Ontology annotation, biological process: anatomical structure morphogenesis; homophilic cell-cell adhesion.